Quercus robur (English oak) is the source of this 1063-nucleotide messenger RNA. RefSeq lists its product as uncharacterized. Gene Ontology annotation, cellular component: nucleolus. NCBI's taxonomy places the organism in Eukaryota, Viridiplantae, Streptophyta, Magnoliopsida, Fagales, Fagaceae. The coding region runs from base 164 to 811 and encodes 215 amino acids. The transcript is spliced from 10 exons. Gene Ontology annotation, molecular function: RNA binding. Gene Ontology annotation, biological process: maturation of LSU-rRNA from tricistronic rRNA transcript (SSU-rRNA, 5.8S rRNA, LSU-rRNA). The record is from RefSeq and is a predicted model, not a curated record.
CCAAAAUAAAAUAAAAAUAGAAAACCCCAAUUGAUAAACAUAAACCCUAAUAACAACACUUUUCAUUCAUUCGAACAGAGAGACUAUACAAAGCGCAACAAAAGUAGCUCUACCUGUCGCCGACAAUCGAGAGACCCGUUUCAAUCCAUUCGAGGUGAGAAAGAUGGGGGUGAAGGCAAAGAAAACGAUGAAGAAGAGACUGAAGAAGGCUUCACAUCAGCAUUCACUUUCUUUACGUAAAGAUCAAGCUCCUGAUUUCUUGCCACUAGAAGGCGGACCCGGGCGUAAAAUUCCAGAGCAAAAACCAAUUGAGCUAAUUGAGGAUAAAGCUACAGUUUUGUACCUUGGUAGAAUACCCCAUGGAUUUUAUGAGAAGGAAAUGGAAGGUUUCUUUUCUCAAUUUGGUAAAAUUAAGAGACUCAGAAUUGCAAGGAAUAAAAAGACAGGAAAAUCAAAACAUUUUGGCUUCAUCGAAUUUGAGUCUCCUGAGGUAGCAAAAAUUGUAGCUGAUUGUAUGCAUAAUCAACUGUUGUUUGAGCACCUUUUGCAAGUCCAUCUUAUUCCUACCGAGCAUGUUCACCCAAAAUUAUGGAGAGGUUUUAAUUACCGAUACAAGCCAGUCAACUGGGUUCAACUUGAACGUGAUCGGCAGGACAAGGAAAAGAGUUUGAAAGAGCACAAGAAGUUUUUGGAAAAGAUUAGGAUGCGAGAUCUUAAACGGAAAAAGAAAAUAGCGGCAGCUGGCAUUGAUUAUGAAUGCCCAGAAUUUGUGGGUGGCGACCAGCCUGCUGCAAAGAAGAUAAAAGUUUGAUGAUGAAUAGGUUGAUUUUGACUCGGAGAAGACGUGCGGAAGUGGAGUUUCUCUCUUAUUGAAGAGGCACAAGCACAUGGAGUUCCUAAGCCUUUGGCUCCUCGAUAAAUCUUAGGAAGUUAAUGUUUUUGACAUUUGUUCAUGUAAUCCUAUUUUGGCUGUUGGCUAAAUAUAUUACUUAAAAGGAGACUUGAGUGUAGGAUAUGUUACUGCUGAAAGAAAGAACAGGGAAUUUUCUGGUCUGUUGAUUUA